Molecule: messenger RNA, 1158 nt
Organism: Durusdinium trenchii
Lineage: Eukaryota; Dinophyceae; Suessiales; Symbiodiniaceae
Source: the annotation of a GenBank genome assembly
AUGGGGCAACGCCUGGAGUCGUUGGAUGGCUUGCGUUGGCUGGCCUCGUUUCAGGUGGUGCUCUGCCACUUGCGCGACUGGUGGGACUCCCUCUACUGGGGCUCGGUCUGGACUCAGUUUUUCUUCCUCUUGAGCGGCUUCGUGCUGUCCUAUGCCGAGAUGACGCGGGCCGAUGCCGGCUCCAGAGCGGUUCCGGUGCUGAGCCGGUGGGAGUACACCCAGAGGCGAUUGAGGAACCUCUACCCUUUCUACCUGGCGGUUCUGCUCAUUUCAAUGAUCCAAUGGAGCCACAGUUGGUUUGACUGGCAGACGUUGGUCUUGAACCUGACUCUGCUGCAAGCUUGGAUCCCUAUCUUUGAUCAUGGUUUCCAUGGGACUUGGCCACCCACUGCUUUGAGGUGGGUCCCCGUGGCCUGGUUUCUCAGCGUCUUGUUGUUCUACUGGCAGUUGGUGCGUCCAGCUGCCUACCUGGCUCAGCAGUUCUCACUGAGGAUGGCGCUUCUAAGCUUGCUGGGCUUAUGGCUUUGGACGCUGGUGGUCUUUCUCUGUUGGGAUCUAGGAUCUAGCUAUGGCCAGAGCGUCUUCACCAUGACCGCCCUGAAGUUCGGCCCGGCCGGCUAUCUUCAUGUUUUCUUCAGCGGGGUGGUGCUGGCAAGGGUCUUCAUCUGCUGCCAGGGUGAGGAACCUCACCGGUUGAAGUUGAUCCUGGGAUGCGGAAGCCCGAUCGCUUUGGGAUGCUACCUGUGUCUUCUUUACAUCUUUGCUGCCGAUGGGCCCAUCUUCUAUCUCUGCCACAAUGGUGGAAUUCUGCCCCUCAUGUGCCUCUUGCUCUUGGCCUGUGCCAGUGAGCUUGAUCCUCUGGUGCCUCUCCUCAAGUCGCCGAUGGGCCUAGUCUUGGGGCGGAUCUCGUACUCUCAGUAUCUCAUCCAGACGAACCUGCUGAGUGCCAUGAGAGAGCACUUGGAAGAGCGUCUAGGUCAAUGCUUUAUCCCAGUCUACCUGCUCACCCUCUUCUUGGUGGCCUAUCUCUUCGAAGCCAUGAUCUCCACACUCCUGCGAGGCGUCCUCGACGCAGCAGGACACCCAAGUUCGCCGUGGCCGUGUGAGGCUUCGACGAGUAGCGAGGACGGCAGCGAAUCGGACCUGUGCCGCGCUUGA